CCCAUAUAAAGGUGACGAAAAACUAUGGCGAGACUUUAAUACGCGUGAGGCGCACGUGAGGAGCUGACAUGGCCGCAGCUGAUGUGAAAAAGGUUUUGCAAUUAAAGCAUCAGCUGAAAGAAUCAUGUGAAGGACACACGCUGCUGAAAAUCUUGAAGAAGCUUGAAGUAUUGGACAUUACAAUUGAAAUUCUCGCUGAAACGGGAAUUGGAAAAGUCGUCAACUCCUUUCGGAAGCAUGAUGAGGCAGGAAAGGUGGCAAAAUUAUUGGUUAAUCGAUGGAAAGCACUUGUUCCGAAGGGCUCUAUAAGUUCGAGUGGGGGAAAGCCUGAUGACCGCCUAGCCCAAAAUGAACAGCUUAAUGAAGACAUUCAAGAAAGGAGUAAACAUGAAAACAACCAGCUUUCAGAGACUGCCAAUUCUAGGAAGAAGCCAAAAAUGGAAAAUUCCAGUACUGAAAAGAAAAUGUCACAGAAUGUCGACAUUAAAUGCAAAAUCAAGCCCAGUAAAUCCAAAAUCUCCUUUAAUGGUGAAAAAAAGGGUGAGCCAAAAAAAGAUUUGAGUGUUAAUCAGGGCUCAGGACAUGGCAAGGAAAAGACAAGUGGUGAGCACACAAAACAUGAGAGCAAAAAGACUGACAAGGCUUCUUGCAAAAAACACGAAAAUAUGAAACGUGAAAAAUCUUUGAAAAGACCCGAAGCAACACAAAAGCAGAGAGAGAAGAGUGGAGAUGCAUGCAAGAAAGAAAAGCUGGAGAAGGCCACAGACAAAGCAGUAGCAAUGGAGGCUGAGGAUGGCUGUCAAACACCUUCCAUGUCCUUUGAGGCCUACCUGAGCUAUGACCUCGAGCCUCCCAAACGCAAAAAAUCCUUCAGUGUUGCUAAGAACCCCAAGAGACUUAAAACUGACCACAAAGAGAGCUCUGCUGUGUCUCUCGUGAAGACGAGCAAAGCAGUAACCGAAGACCCAAUGAGAACGGCACACAAAAAAACCUGUGUUCCUGAGCAGUCAGUGAUGGACUUGCUAAACAUUCCUUUGCCAACCAUUUUUCCUGAAUGCGAGGAUGUUUCUCAGUAUCAGUACUUCAGUGAAAAGAAAGUGGAUCGAAAGGUCAGUGAUGUCUGUGAAGAGCCCCCGGUCUUCAUUGGACAAAGGCUGAAGAAUAAGAUGCAAGUGUACUCUGGGAGUAAGAUGGCGUACCUGCCCACCAUGAUGACGCUGUACCAGCAAUGCAUUCGAGCGCUGCAGAACAACAUUGACUCUCUCUAUGAAAUCGGAGGUGUGCCAUUUGAGAUUUUGGAGCCAGUGCUAGAGCGCUGCACGUCUGAACAGCUGCUCCGGAUCGAGGAGUGUAAUCCAGUGUACAUUGGGGUGACGGACCACCUGUGGGAGAGACACUGUCAGAAAGACUUCAGAAACGCCCAGCUGGAGGAGUAUGAGUCCUGGAGAGAGAUGUACCUCCGCAUGUCCAAAGAGAGGGAGAGAAAACUAAAGCAAAUCACAAAGAGCAUCGUCUCCGCUCACUCCGGGAAGCCCAAAGGCAGGCAGGUGAAAAUGGCGUUUAUUCACUCAGCUGCUAAGCCACCUAGAAAUGUGAGGAUCCAGCAGGAGAUUCACGGCACAGCCGGCCCUGUGACACUACCUCACCCAACAGACCGAGCCAGCAGUGUGAAGCCCAAUGAGAAUCGGGGAAGAUCCGGCUUCAGUGAGCCUUCGAAACCCUCCACUAACAGCUCUGGCCAAGCCCAAGACCCCCGAAAGAUUAAAAGAGUGGCACCCAUGAUGGCAAAGUCUCUAAAGGCCUUUAAAAAGCAGCUUAGUCGCAGAUGAAUGAAGCAGAUGAUACUGAAAGUAUACCACCCCCCCCCCCCUCCCCAUUGUCUAAACUGUUUGGAGUACCUCCCCUCACAAUGUACUUUGUAAUUCCACAAGAUGCUUACAGUAUUGAUAAAAUAUGAUCAACUUCAUACUUAUUUGUAUGGACAAAAAUUGCACUUUUGAAAUCAAGCUGCCUCUUUGUAUUAUUGUUGCUGUUAUUAUUUUUUUUGUUUUUCAAUCAUGACAGAUCCGGUCUAAAUUCUG
This is a messenger RNA of Carassius carassius (crucian carp), 2081 nucleotides long. It is a transcript of the gene eloal, whose product is annotated as elongin A, like. Gene Ontology annotation, biological process: transcription elongation by RNA polymerase II. The coding region runs from base 69 to 1829 and encodes 586 amino acids. The transcript has 11 exons. NCBI's taxonomy places the organism in Eukaryota, Metazoa, Chordata, Actinopteri, Cypriniformes, Cyprinidae. Gene Ontology annotation, cellular component: elongin complex; nucleus. The record is from RefSeq and is a predicted model, not a curated record.